UCUUCCAUUCGUCUUUGGUCCGCGUUACGUUAUGUCGAUUGAAUGAUUUUUAAGCGGCUUAAAACAUAUUAUUCUCGUUGUUUCGCGUCGGUACUUACCGAAAGCGGAGUACUAAAAUCGCAGGAAAAUCGUUGACGAAGAUUGAAAGUAUAGGAAGAUGGAACAAGAAUCGAGGCGUAAAGGACCCAGAAGCCCCAGUGCGGAUUCAGAAGAUUCUUCUCACAGGAGAAGGUCUAGGAAGUACGAUCGAUCACCAUCCCCAAGACGAGGCAGAUACCGACGUUCGCGUUCUAGGGACAGAAGAUCCCGUUCAAGUUCCCGGGACAGAAGAAGAAAGGAGUCCAGUCGUUCGCAACAAGAGUGGAAACAGCAGACUUCUCAGUCUCAAGCUUCUACUCCUAAUCCGAACAGUUCUGGAGGUUAUGUUCCAGCAGUUCAUAAUCAAUACCAGGCACCACCACCACCAAACACAAGUCAACCACCACCGCCUAUAGCAGCUUACAAUCAAGGAUAUAAUAAUUACAACUACAACUAUGGGCAGGGCUAUGACUACAGUUACCAGCAACCAACUGGUUAUCGCAGCGAUUAUCCACCACCAAAUUGGCAAGGGAACCAGGUACCUUAUAACAAUCAACAAGCACCUCCACCUCCCACAUUAACAUCACAGCAAGAAUCAUCAAGACCAGUGGAUAGUGGUUCCUCUGGAUUAGUAUCAUCCUUGGCAAGACCAGAGGAUGCCAAGAAAGAAGCAGCAAUCGCAGCUGAAGUAAAACAGCAAAAAGCAACUUUGGCUAAGCAGCGGGAGGAAUACGUUAAGAAAUCAACUACGUUACAACGCGAGCUGGAAAUCCUGCGUCAACAGUGUGAUGAAAUUGGUAAAGAGGGUGGACGGGAAAAUACUCGUAUCAUAAAAGAGAAUCAAAAGUUGCAGAUCGAAAUACAGAACAAAAUGAAAUCAAUACACAACGUUAUCGACAUGCUUACCGGAAUUAUCGGGGACAAAGCUACCGUCGAUGAUCUUAAAAGCAAAUUUAAACUAGAAAUUAACAAACGUUCAAGGAGCCCUAAAGAAGACUUUCCGAAAGGAAAAUCAGAAUCGCCUGACAGAUCGUCUGUGUCCGAUUCCGACAAGGAGUCCAAAAUCGAAAGGGAAAUGAAAGAACGAAGGUCUCCCGAAGACGCAAAACCUAUGUACAAUUUUGUACAUUACGAUCCGGAAAUGCAUUGGUGUAAAGUCUGCGAUAUAUUUCCUAAAACGGCAAAGGAAUAUUUGAAUCAUCUGCAUAGCAAUGAACACAAAGAAGCUUGUUUAGAACGCAAGAUUGUUGAUAUGCCAUGGCAUGAGCGGAAUGGAGACGGAACGGAAAAGGAAGUGCCCUAUUAUCCUGGACUGCCAACGAAAAGAACACCGAUUAAAGGUCUGCAGUUCUUCAGCGCUGCGACAGCAUGGUACUGUAAACUUUGCGAUUCCUGGAUAGGCGAUCUCCAUUGCGCGAGUUUGCAUCUGAAAUCUAAGCAGCAUUCCGAGAACUACUCUAGUUUCGUGGAACAGAAUCCACAUUGGGAAACUGACUGGAUGGCAGACCGUGAGAAAGCAUUCUCCGAAGAGAAGCACAAGCAGAUCCAAAUGGAGCUGCAAAAGCACAAAGAUGACGAUCCGCCGACCAAGUCGAAAAAAUCUAAAAAGAGCAAAAAGAAAUCGAAGAAGUCUAAGAAACGAAGAAACAGGAGCAGCGGUAGUGACAGUUCCAGUGAUUCUGAGAACUCCGAUACGGAUUCUGAUCAGGACAUGUCCAAAAGUAUUCGCGUUGCCAUGCGAAAUAAAAUGAAAGCAUCGACUCAGGCGAUCCUCAACGAAGAAAUAGAUUAUCAUCGAAUAAAGUUAAAAGGUCACUGGUCGAAAGUGUCCCAACAUAUGAAUCAGCCUUCGACUCCGGAACCACAAGUAGCCGAACCCGAUGAUAGACAAUUGCUAAAUUCGAUCAGAGAUAAAUUGAAAGCGAAACAGGAGGAAGAGAUGAAAUCUUUGAGCAAUCGAAGACUCAGCCAGGAGAAGAUCGUCGAAGAGGAGGAAGAGGAAGAAGAGGAAGAGGAACCAGCUCCUUUCGUGGACAAAGCAAAGUCGGAGAUUUUGGAAGCCUGGGGACCGAAGGAACCGCCAAAACCAUUCUGGAUAAAGAAGGAAGAAGAGAAACCGCAACCGAUAGCCAACAAGCCGAUCGAGUUGCCAAAGCCGGAAGAGAUGCCGAAACCUCACAUGGGAUUCUGGACGAAACAGCAGGUGAACAUGACCGUAAAACCGCCCGAGAACAAAUCUUUGGAGAAAGAGGACGACAGAGAUCGAGAGAGCGACAGAUACAAAGAGGAUCGUGAUAGGAAAUAUGACAGACGAGAGGAUAAGUACGAUCGUUACAGUAGAUACGAUAGGAGACGCGGGCGAGACAGGGACAGAGAACGCGACAGAGACAGAGACAGAGAUCGAGACAGGGACCGAGACCGAGAAAGAGAUUACUACGAUGAUAGACGAAAACGGGAUAGCAACGAAUCCCCGCGACGUGAAAGGAACUGGCGUGACAGCCCAAAGAGAAAUUACGAGAAGUAUAGUAAAGACAGAAGGGACGACAAUUCGUCCAACGACGAGUCAAAAUUUGAGAAGAAGACGAACGAAUCUGCGUCCAAAUCUAAGAAGGGUAGUGUGCAGACGAAGAAGUCAGCGUCACAGGUAUCGAAAGGUAAGCUGCCCUUCAUCGGUAGAUUGCCGCUGUUCAAGAAAAAAACCGAAGAACCGAAGCUGCCUGAAAAGGAUAUCACACCGCUACCUUAUCAACAAAGUAAAUUCGAGGAUACGCCGAAAGUUCCCAAUGAGAUUAUAAAUCCGCCGGGUGUCGUGCACAUCACGAAGCUUGCCACCCCAUUAAAUCUCGGUGGUAGUAACAAUAAUAACAUGAGUGGCGGUAACAAUGCUGCUAAUCCAAUGGCUCAAGCUAAUAAAAAUCAACCGAUGAAGAUAUUGGUAGCUCCGCCGCCGCCGGUGUUGAACGAAGCUAAACCGACGCAGCAGGUGGUUGAUAUGGAAAUCGAAGAUCAAUCUGAAGAGACGUUGAUCGAAGAACCGAUGAUGGAGCAACAGAAGCAACCACAAACCGUAGCGAAAUUACCGUUGCCUCCUCAUCCUCCGCCACCCUUGAACAGACCGCCGCCGUCUUUCUCGGCCCAGCAAUCGCAGCAGCAACAACAGCAACCGACAGUGCAAAGCAGACCACAGUUCUCGACGAAUCGACCCCCUCCGCCGUUCAUAUCGAAUCCACCGCCAUUCGUCCAGAGUCAACCACGGUUUCCACCGCAUCAACCGGUGGUGCGUCCGCCCGUGCAAACCCAUCCACCAUUUAUGACAAAUCCACCGCCGCAGAUGCCUGCUGUUCCUCCUUUCGUUCAGAAUCAUCAAAAUCCACCGCCACCCCCGAUGCCAACCGUGGAGGGCGCGACGCAAGAAAUAUCCGACAUACCAGAGCCAACCGAAAAGCGGACAGAUCCAAGCAUUCCUUUGCCCGAUGAUUUGCAAGAGGCGCUGAACAUUAUCUUCCCUAAGGAAGAAACAGAAACCAAGCAGCAAAGUCACCAAGAAAGUAAUAUCAUGUACUCGUCUAUGUAUAGUAUGUUGGGGUGCGUUGGCUACGGACCAGAGUACAUGGAUCAACCGCCACCAGAAAUAACGCAGGCGGAAGCGGAAGUGGAUACUCAACCAGGACCAGACGAUCUAAAGAUGUUGGGCAUCGAUGAAGGAGACACGAUCCUAUAAAACGUCUUGACAAACUUACACGCAUAGACUCGAAUUGUUCACUUUUCAAACGAGGUAUCGCAAUAUUGACACCUUAAAAAUCAGUUUGAUCGUUCGUUCGUCUUCUUUCAUUUAAAGGGGUUGUUAUUCGCAGAUGUUAAUCCGUUGUGAUCUGACGAAGGUAUCUCUUAAUGUGAAAUUCAUACGAUACACAUGUUUAAAUCGAACUAUGUAAUUAUGUAAACUAAAUAAGAAAUAGUAAAUAUUUUUCCUCCGUUUGCUGGUAACAACUCCAGUGAAUCAUUCAAGGAACGAUUGUGUAGUGAAAGAAGAAGGAUGAAAAUUUUUUGCGAAAUGUUUACUAUUUUUUUUUAUUGACCGCACUGUUUUCAUUCAAUAUUAAUUGAACGGCAUAUGACGACGCACUUACGAAUGCGUAUAAACUUGAAUGACACGAUGUUACGCAAUAGUUUUACAUUGUACGCGUACACAUUCUGCAGUGAUUAAGAAAUUUAAAUUCCAUUCGAAUUCAUAAUUUCAAUUAUGUGCAUUGUGCAUAAGGUUAUUAUACUUUAAACGCUGUUUAGACGUGUAAGGAUCGAUUAUCGUCGACUGUCUGAAUACGCUUACUUCGAAUUCCAGUGUUGAAGCAGUAUAAAUGCUGCGUUAAUAAAUUUUCAAGUGUAAAUUUUAUUCAUCGGUAGUAUUCCAUUAAUAAAAUGAUGAAAUGUGAAAUGCGGAUUGAUAUUAUAAAGGGUACAACAAAAUAAU
This is a messenger RNA of Colletes gigas, 4549 nucleotides long. Its product is annotated as zinc finger matrin-type protein CG9776-like. Bases 158 to 3799 code for a protein of 1213 amino acids. Gene Ontology annotation, biological process: negative regulation of DNA-templated transcription; positive regulation of DNA-templated transcription. The record is from RefSeq and is a predicted model, not a curated record. The transcript is spliced from 9 exons. Gene Ontology annotation, cellular component: nucleoplasm. Gene Ontology annotation, molecular function: nucleic acid binding; zinc ion binding. NCBI's taxonomy places the organism in Eukaryota, Metazoa, Arthropoda, Insecta, Hymenoptera, Colletidae.